Messenger RNA from Neurospora hispaniola, 962 nucleotides. RefSeq lists its product as uncharacterized. The record is from RefSeq and is a predicted model, not a curated record. The transcript has 2 exons. Lineage: Eukaryota; Fungi; Ascomycota; Sordariomycetes; Sordariales; Sordariaceae. Bases 168 to 887 code for a protein of 239 amino acids.
GAUUGUAUAAGAAGUUGAACUGCUUCCUUGUAAAUGGGGUUCCAUCGGGUACAAUUAGUCCACAGGCUUUAAGCUGUUGGCACUGGCCGCAGACAGUCUAGGACAAAGAUUGAUAUGAAAGCGCCCCUCAAGAGGAACAUUUCAUCAAAAGGCCAAAUACCUCCAGAAUGCUCGGAUGCAGCCUCACCAACCUUGCUGCACAGAUUAGGUGGCUGCCCAAAAGGGAGAAAAUUCUCGAAGAAUUCCCUGAGCAGAUCCCGUCUGGUCUCGACCGCGAUGCCUUUGGUCACCCAGUCCUGAUUGUGACCAGGGGUAUGGACGAAAAAGGCAGAGUUAGUGUUUUUCUGAUGACAUCCUUCACCAACCGAAACAUCCUAGCCAAGUUCCCCUUGCCCUCCCAUCGCCGCAACAGGGAGCCCUACUGGCCCAUCGAUCCAACACCCAAGCAUCCGGAUACCGGGAACCUCCUCAAGCUCAGAGAUAAGAGACUCAUGGACAAAGAAUAUUCCUAUGUCAACAGCCAAACUUCAUAUCCCGUUUGCUACGAAAUCCUUGAGCCGUAUAAGUCCGAAGACCCGGAGGACGUCUGGGCUAUCGAGGAGGAGUCCUACGAAAAACUCACAAAAGGGCGCGACUAUGACAGGUUUCAUAGUAGCUCGUGGAGAAGGGAAGAAAAUAAACCGGUCUUACCACUGCCAGAUCCAGUGAAAGAGAGGGAGCAGGAAGGGAAGCAAGCCUCUAAGGCUACGAGUAACGACGAGACACCUGAUCUGGCGGAGGAAAUUCAGGAAAAAAACCUGAGGGAGUUUUUCGAGGAUAUCAAGGAUUUCCUACCUUGGUCCGAUUAUAGAAAGAUUUUUGGCAUGGUAGAUGAUCCCGAUCCGUAAAAUGGGAGGUGAUAGGAAGGGAGGGGGCUACUGGUGUUUUGGAAUUUUGGAUUAAUGCAAGGAAGAAUUCAUGGG